UUUCUUAAUCAGACUGUUUUUUCGGUCCGAGGAAAAGGAGGUAGGAGAUUGUGGUGGAGAAGGGGGUCUGUAAAACGUCAGGCGCCGCACAAAGGCUUUGCCACGUAAUUACAGGCUCCUAUUAAGUGGAGAUCUGCCCUCCCAGGGGUCUCUAAUUUUCUUGUAUUCCUACAAAGCCUCCUCUCCAUGCCAGUCUGUGCCUUUUGAAGUGCCAGAGAGCUUCUUGAUCCAACUGGGAAGGGAAAAGGAGCUCCUCACAGAGAAGGGGGAGAGAGCGGAGGGAAGGGGGACCCGCCGACCUUCUGCAGACUCUUGAAGCCCCGCUUCUUUAUUUCUUAUUUUUUUCCUCCUUACGAAGAGUAAAGUGAGAAUCCUGCUCUCUAAUACAUCUGCAAGACAUCACUCUCCUGAAAUUCUAGUCACUCCCGAGAAUCCACAGGAGUGCGGAGAGGGGGAACGCGCUUUCUUGAAGACAUUUUAAAGCUGGAACAAGCCUUCUUCUGUUGGUGCUUGAACUCUUGCCGGGGAAUAACUUUUUUUAACCUCUUUCUCUCCUUUUUUUUUUUUAAACCCACUUUGAUUCUUUCCUCCACCCCUUCUUCUCUCUUCUGUUUGCCUAACUCCCCCGCCCUGCCGGCCUCCCCUUUCCUCUCUCCCCCUUAUUAUUAUUUUUAGUGUCUGCGUGUGGACGCUUUUUGAGAGUUGGAAGGGGUAUACAUUUUUUCUUUCUGAUUUAAGCAUAGGGUGUUUGUUUGGUUUUUAUUUUUAAACUUUUUGGUGUGGAUUAUCUAUCUGGACCGCGCCGGACUUGGUUGGCUUCAGGGAAGCAACCGAGGCUGCGAGAGAAGUUACUUGUCCCGAAAGUUCUACACUUCAGAAGGGGGUCCUGCCUCUCUCUCUCUCUCUCUCUCUCUCUCUCUCUCUCUCUCUCUCUCUCUCUCACCACUCCCCCUCUUUCUUCCCCACUCCGCUCCUCUCCCCCCUCACGCCCACAGCGUUUGGUGUUGAUUCGAGCGGGAAGAGGGGGGUGGGUGGGAUUGGAGGGGAGACCAUGACCUCCAGCUACGGGCACGUUCUGGAGCGGCAACCGGCGCUGGGCGGCCGCUUGGACAGCCCGGGCAACCUCGACACCCUGCAGGCGAAAAAGAACUUCUCCGUCAGUCACCUGCUAGACCUGGAGGAGGCCGGGGACAUGGUGGCGGCACAGGCAGACGAAAGUGUGGGCGAGGCGGGCCGGAGCCUGCUGGAGUCACCGGGAUUGACCAGUGGCAGCGACACCCCUCAGCAGGACAAUGAUCAGCUGAACUCUGAGGAGAAGAAGAAGAGAAAGCAACGGAGAAACAGGACAACCUUCAACAGCAGUCAGCUGCAGGCCUUGGAGCGUGUCUUCGAGCGGACCCAUUACCCGGAUGCUUUUGUACGAGAAGAUCUCGCACGUCGGGUGAACCUCACUGAGGCCAGAGUGCAGGUGUGGUUUCAGAACCGAAGAGCCAAGUUCCGCAGGAAUGAGCGAGCCAUGCUGGCCAAUAAAAACGCUUCUCUCCUCAAGUCUUACUCAGGAGACGUGACGGCUGUGGAGCAGCCCAUCGUACCUCGUCCUGCUCCCAGACCCACCGAUUAUCUCUCCUGGGGGACAGCCUCUCCGUACAGCGCCAUGGCUACUUAUUCUGCCACAUGUGCCAACAAUAGCCCUGCACAGGGUAUCAACAUGGCCAACAGCAUUGCCAACCUGAGACUGAAGGCCAAGGAAUAUAGUUUACAGAGGAACCAGGUGCCAACAGUCAACUGAGGAAAAAAAUAAUUAAACAGGCCUAAGAAGAAAUCAAAAAGCAUAAGACACCUAUCCUGUUCUGUCAUAUCUUCAUCCGCCGGGAAAAAACAUAAAAGCAAACAAACAAAGCCAGAACUAAAAUAUUGGGACCAUGGCGGAGAAAAGCAGGAGAGGAAACAAAAUGAAAAUUAGUUAACAAAUGUUUCUUCUUCCUCUUGGAUACCAUCACCAUUUGCUCUUGUGUGUAUUUUGUUUUCCUUCUAUCCAUGCCUUGCUAAUUAUACUCCAGGCUUCUUCUGCUAGGCUCAGCCCACCCAUUCCUAUUAUUGUAUGAGAAUAAAAAAAUCUGCAGCAGCCAAAGAAACACACACACACACACACACAAUCACUUCUCAGUAACCUGUUUGACUUCAGUGCCUUAGUCUGUCUCCUCCCAAGUCUCUCUAGGAGAUUUUUGAAAAUCCAAAGUCUUUCAGAAGAAUCUGUAUUAUUGUGUCCAUGUUGGUCAUGGGAAGGUUUUUCUAUCAGCUACAGGAAAAAUAAAUGUACACAUGUUCUGAUCACUGACCUGUCUGAUCAAUGUGGUUGGCCAUGUCUGUUGAACUCUAAACUCUAAGAUAUAGGUUAUGAUGUCACCAUCAACCCUACCCCUUACCCAACCCAAACAAUAAACCUUCCUAAGUUAAAGAUACUCAUUGUUUUUGAACAAUUGCUGUCACUCAUUCUUUGGUAGAAGAAAUGCUUUCGGUUUUAUAGAUGGAAAAAAAUUGUAGGAAGACAAAAUGAAUUGUGAAAGGCAUAGUUUAUAUCUCUUUGGUGCCUUAGUUGUGGUCAGAUGCACACUUUUAUAUAUACAUAUAUAUGCUGUAUAUAUUUAUAUAUAUUAUAUAUAAAAUAUUGAAAGCUUGAGUUUGCAGUUUCUCAAACAGUAUAAAAGCAAACUCUCUGCCAUCACCACUGUCCUUAUUUACACAAUAAUGAUAUGCUAAUGGUGCAUCUUGCCAUUUUCAUAUUCUAUACAAAAUCCUCAUUGAGGUCAGAGAACAAUUAGCCAGGCAGCUGUUUGAGAACAGCUUCCACUUUUAUGUUAGAGCUUUAAUGGAAUUAGGAAUUACUUGAUGUUUUAGAGUUGACCUUGAGUUUGGACUCUGAGCUUGAGUGGAAAGUCUACAUUAUCUGACUUACCACGGGAAAUACAGGUAGUAGGAUGAGGGAAGAUAGCACGCUUUCUUUACUUCCCUGGAAUAUGAAAGACACAUAAUAUGUUUAAGUAAAGUGCUUAAAGCUUGGUCUAAAUUAAAAAAAAAUCAAAUAAAUACAAUUAUACUUUUACAUUUGAGUGGUCUUGAAAAGCCGCUUAGCAUCUAGGGUGGGUGGCAGGGAUGGUAUCUCUGUUUCCCUUUGUUCUCAGCCAUGAUUUGACAGCUUUCCUGGUGGACUUGACCAAACCAUGUAACCAUGUUGUGUCUAUUUACCUGUUUAUAAAAUGGUUUAACAAUUCCUACCUCACAGGGAUGUUGUGAGGCUACGUCCAUUGGCUCUCUCUCUCUCUCUCUCUCUCUCUCUCUCUCUCCCU
Molecule: messenger RNA, 3347 nt
Organism: Apodemus sylvaticus (European woodmouse)
Lineage: Eukaryota; Metazoa; Chordata; Mammalia; Rodentia; Muridae
Gene: Prrx1
Product: paired related homeobox 1
Exons: 4
Coding region: 1052-1789 (245 amino acids)
Biological process (GO): regulation of DNA-templated transcription
Molecular function (GO): DNA binding; DNA-binding transcription factor activity, RNA polymerase II-specific
Source: RefSeq, a predicted model, not a curated record